Messenger RNA from Hymenoscyphus albidus, 635 nucleotides. The record is from the annotation of a GenBank genome assembly. Lineage: Eukaryota; Fungi; Ascomycota; Leotiomycetes; Helotiales; Helotiaceae.
AUGUUAACGAUUGAGACAAAGUUGAAUCCUCCCCCCCCNCCCCUCCUCCCUCCUCAAAAAAAACUUCUUCUUCCAUUGGACUAUCACUGUUGGGUGCUGAUUAAUUGGCGGAGAACACACCUAGUCCAAAAUCUCGAUACGGAGUAUCCGCUGACCAAAAACACUGCACGAAAUACCAACUGCAACGAGAUAUUUGAACGUACAAAGACCAUCCUUGACAGAGCAAUCGAAGCCCGUAAUGAAGUAAAUGCCCUUUUCGAAACCAUCAGGGCGACUCGCCAGACUGGCAACGGACGAGCAUUUAAGCCAUACGAUGUCACCCCUGAUCCCGAGUUUCACAUAGGGCUGAAAGUCAAAAUGGACGAAUUGAUCCGUAUUUACAAGAAAGAAUGUGCACUCUGUGAGCUUUUCAGCCAGCGUUGGUUUAACGAAUGGAGAACUUGGCUUAGAGAGGAGAGAAUUCGCGAUCAAGUGAGUAGACCGUAUAACUCUUGCUUUCCAGUUCUAACCAUCUGUAGGGGAUUGCAGAAUAUGAACGUGCCUUGAACCAACGAUAUACGGGGCAUGUCACUCCUGAGAAUACUCGUUAUGCACCGUCAAGUGAAAGUAGUGUUCUCACAGCGAUGUCGAUGUAG